CACUCAUUUUGCAGAGAGAGAGAGAGAGAGAGAGAGAGAGGGAGAGAGAGGGAGAGAGAGAGAGAGAAGGGUUCAGAAAGCUUUGGAGCGUUAAAAGAAGAAAAGACUUGCUGCUGUGCCACAUUUCCACACUCUACACCCAAAAAACACAGUGAAUACAUUUCCUUGAAAAAGUUCUAAAAGCGGCCAUGGACGGGGAAACAUUUGGACGCACGCUGCUCUUGUGCACCUUGCUCUUCUGGGUAUUUCAAGUUGUAAGCAGUGGGACUCUGACUGUGGGCGUAAAGUCUGAAGUGGAGGUGCUAAAAGGAGAAACUGCCAAACUGCCCUGCGUAGUCACCUCAACUACAAAUAAUCCUGUUGUUGAAUGGCACAUUGAGGAGCAGGGAACUAGAAAGCGUGUGGCUUACCGCCAGGGUAAGAUGGGGAAAGAUGACGUCGGCACCCCUCUGACAGGGCGGGUCCAAGUGGGAGAAGACUUCACCUUGACCAUUUCUUCUGUCAAACCCUCUGAUGAGCAAACCUUCAUCUGUCAGGUCACUGCUGGUGCAGAUGGGUCUAAAGAUAAUUCCACUUUGCUGAAAGUCUUUUUUGCACCUGAAAUGCCAGAACUGACAAAACCAAAAUCUCAGGCCAUUUCUGUGAACGAGGCUGCUAGCUCAGAGAUUGGUACCUGUGUGACGAAGAAUGGACAUCCUCAGCCAAGAAUUGUGUGGUUCAAAAAUAACAAACCCCUUAUUGAGGUCAAAAACAAGGCUGAUAAGACAUACAUGGUUCCCUCACUGGUGAAGGAGGCCUCAGGUCUCUUCACUGUUAGAAGCACUCUGUACAUGCAGCCCACUAAAGCUGACAAGGAUUCUGAGUUUUACUGCACUGUGGAGUACAGCAUGCCAGGGAACAACAUCCAAACAAUGAAUUCUGACCGCAUCAAGAUCAACCUAAACUAUCCCUCUGAGAAAGCUACCUUUUACCUGAAUAGCACUGGUCCAGUCAAAGAGGGUGACACUGUAACUAUGAUAUGUGAGACCGAUGGAAACCCUCAGCCUCCAUUUGACUUCAUUAAAAAUGAAACACCAAUCGUGGGUCCGAAUGGUGUUGUCACACUGAAAUCUGUCAAGCGCACUGAUGCUGGAGAGUACAAGUGCUCAGCAAUGGAUUUUGAUAACCUAGAUGCUAACCUGACUGGCACGAUCAACCUCACUGUCAACUACAUUGACCCAGUGAAGGUAACACCACCUGACUCUCAAACUGUCAAGCUUGGAGAAAAGGUGACAUGGCAGUGUAAGACCAAGGCCUCCCGUGAUCAUACAGUACAGUGGAAAAAGGGCUCUGAGGUGCUGUCUCAGAACGGCACUCUGUCAAUACAAGCUGUUUCCUAUGAUAACGGUGGAGAAUAUGUUUGUGUUGGAGCCGUUCCAUCUGUGCCAGGACUGACAGCCCAGGCUAGUGUCAGCCUCAUAGUCAAAGGAAAGCCAAGGAUUGACCCUCCUGCUCCUGGGGAGGUGGGGAAGGAAGGAGACAAGGUCACCCUGAAGUGCUCAGCCUAUGGUUUACCUCGUCCUCAGUUUACUUGGAAACCCUCAGGAGAAGAGUCGGUAUCAGUGGAAGGUAACAAGAUGGUGAGCACUCUGACCCUGAAAGCCACAGCCGAGAUCUUGAAGGAAGGGGUGACCUGUGAGGCCUCCAAUGAGCACGGAGCAGAUAGCGCGACCUUCCCAGUAUCUCUCAAACAAGCAGUUGACAACUCAGCUGAAGUGCUGCUCUCUGGAAACCCUGUGCUAAAGUCAGCUGACAAGCAACAGGCAGGUUCCAGUACUGUGGUGAUAGCCGUGGUGGUGUGUGUUCUGCUCCUCCUGUUGCUGGUGGCCCUCCUCUACUUCCUAAGCAAGACCAACAAGCUGCCAUGCAGCAAGAAGGACAAGAAGGAAGUGAAUACUGCAAAUGUCAACAGUGGCAUUGUGGUGGAGAUGAAGACAGACAAGGCCGAUGAAGAGGACGGUCUCCUAAACAAAAAGAUGCCCACAGAACAGUGAUAAAACCAGUUGAUGAAAAUAGCUCACAGAAGGAAGAAGGGAAGAGGACAACAGAUAUGAAGACAACAGGGCUAUUUGUUUUUUUUUACUAGACUGAUGACAUUAAACUGGUGGGGGUGAUGAGAGGUGGAGCAGGGAGAUGGGUUUAUGUUGAGGGGGUGUGGAUGCACAGCAUGUUCAGCAUUGGCUAUGCUUGUGUUCUAACCUGCAAUAAGCCAAGUUGGGUGGAGUUUGUUUUGAAUUUUUUCAUCUUCUUUUUUUUUUUUUUAAAGAUAAAGUUCUUCCAUCCAACUUGUGCUGCCGUAGGUUUAAAACAAUACAUGUGCGAAAUCAUAAUGUGACAACACUGGAUAAGCAUGGCUUCUUUCACCCAUUGCGUCUUUGACUCCUCUGCAGAGUAGCGCUGUAUUGUGAAGUAUGAUUGGCACACGCUUAAACGCAGUGACAGAAUCUUCUUAUUGAUCCCAAAGGAAAUCCCAAAAUCAUUUUUUUCUGGUGUUAGUCUGCAUUCAAGCAUAACACCAAACAGCUUUUCUGUUUUGGAGUCGGCACUUAAAAUUUCUCUCCUCUCUGCUGGUAACACUAGGCAAAAAUAAACCGGCUGUUACUCUGUUUCAUUCUCCUCCAUAACAAGCUAUGAUUUACGCUCACAUUUAAUCCACGAGCACGCUGUUUGGCACUCGUAACUGUCACGUUUUUUUGUUCAAAGAAUCUCUGUUUGCUUUAUUGUUGUUUAAUUGCAUUUUUGCCACCUGUGACUGUUUAUAUAUAUAUUUUUUUUUUUCCAAUAUCCCUAAUUAGCUUUCAGUAGAAACAAUCCAGGCUUUUAACAACACCAAUUCUCUUUCUAAAAUUGCUUGCCUUUUUUUUUCUUUAAAUCCAGCUGAAAAGCAACCAAACAAGCAAGCUAUUAGGUUGUACAAAUUUGUUCCUGCCAUUUGCAGCACACUUGUAUAUUAUGUCAGUGCACCAACUGUUCACUUGUUUUCCUAUGUGCUUCUGUUUUCCGCUGUAAAUUCAAAUAUUGGUUACCCUGUCUUUCAAGCAGGAAGAGCAUUGUGCAUCAUGUGAAGUCCACAGUGUCUGUGGUUACUGAGCUAUUGGCAGUAAAGGCUACUAUUUAUUUCUGUGUUUCACAGCGUUUCAGUCCUCUGCUGCAGGAUGAAACCUGGGGGCAGUGAACUGAAAGCUGAGAAACCAUCCUCACAAGCACGGUACACAGUGAUUUUGCUUAGAAAGCCCAGUUUUCACUUGCAUUGGCUGUGAAAUUGGUGUAAUUUGGUGAAAUGGUUGACAAUCUCAAACAGUAGCCUGCUGUGUUGUUGUUUUCCCAUGACAACAAAUUGGGACUUGGAGCAGCUGCGGUGCACUAGUCACAGAUUCACCUGUUGGGAGUAAUCACUCGCACAGGCUCACUCUGGGUUGAAACAAGCAGGGGC
Messenger RNA from Archocentrus centrarchus (flier cichlid), 3472 nucleotides. It is a transcript of the gene bcam, whose product is annotated as basal cell adhesion molecule (Lutheran blood group). Gene Ontology annotation, cellular component: plasma membrane. Gene Ontology annotation, molecular function: laminin receptor activity. Lineage: Eukaryota; Metazoa; Chordata; Actinopteri; Cichliformes; Cichlidae. Bases 189 to 2033 code for a protein of 614 amino acids. The transcript is spliced from 17 exons. The record is from RefSeq and is a predicted model, not a curated record.